UGAGCUGCCAACAUUGGAGGAGAGACCACGGUGCUGCUCCGCUCUCAAUCUCUCUCUCACUCUCUGGCUCCCCGGCCACACUCACUCACACGACCCUCAGAUGGCGUGAUUUAAACGAAUGUUAUAUCUCGACAUGGUAACAACGCCACGAAAUGAACGAUAGUGAUGUGUAACAAUUGUAAAGAAAAUGAUGGCAAACUUAGAGUGGAUCAAAAUGGAAAAACUUUUAAGUGUAGAAGAUGUAAUAAAGGACCUGGUGGACAAUAAUACCAUUAACAAUAACAAAAGUAGUAAUAGUAGUAAUAAUAAUAGUAAUAAUAACAACAACAACAAUGACCCGCUGUAGUGUUGAAGGAACCGCAGACACGAGCAGUAAGUGUCACACAGCGGGAUCGUCGGAAGGGAAGUACAAGCUGCGGCCUCGGUCACUGCAGGCGAGGCGUCCCUCUGACAGUGAAUGGAGUCUCCAGGACACGCUGAGACACAAGCCACAGCCGCCACCGCUCUCCAGGUACCGCAGAAAGACUGCCAAUGCCCGAGAGAGGUACCGCAUGCGGCAGAUCAAUACAGCCUUCGAGACCUUACGUGAUGCGUUGCCUUCCUGGGUGUGUAGUCGACGAGCAGCCUCCGACAUGACCAAGAUCACCACACUAAAACUAGCCUCCGCCUACAUCAGGUCCCUUCAAGACAUCCUGGACGGUAACGCCCACCAGGACACCUGUUCCUGGGUCCUCUCCAGCAUCCUAGGUGAGGCCCCUAGCCCACAGGAACCCCAACCUGAGCAGUACCCCAUAAGCCCAAACAAGACCCAACAACCUCCUGUCUACGUAACUCAAGAUUCCGACUUCGUGUCUCUGCUGUGUAACUCCUCCGACUCAGGAGUGUUCCAGAACAACCUGGAGACGUUCUCGUUCCUGUCACCGAUGUCUGAGACAGAGGCCGUGGCCCUCCUGUUGGGGACUGACCCUCCCCGCACCUGGAGUGACAGUCAACACACGCAACUAGUGACGUAAUGGAGUGCCCGUACUCACCCUUUGAGAUGUGAGUUGCAUAUUAAACGAAGGGCGCCAUCUGUAACUUUAAGACGUUAUAAGUUAUGUCAACAUUAUUUUUCUCUUCAUAAAAAUUAUACGUCAGUAAUUGAUAGGCUGUCUUAUUAAUUACGUUAGUUUAAUAAUUUAUUACUUAACCUUACAUACACCAACGUGUUUAUGCUGCCUUUGACAAUAACGAACAAGUAUUGCUCUCACAACGACGUUAGUGAAAGAAAAUUACAAUUACAUUCAAAUAACAUCAAUUUAGUGGAACUUUCACAUCACUAAACACUCAAUAUAUCUCAUGCCAAUAUGUCUACUAUAACUAGAACACUGUAGUUGUGGUUUAGUGAAGGUCAAAGUUGUGUAGAUGAGAGUGUGAUCUCUUUAUCGUGUUAACAACCUCAACUGGCGCUGAAAGUUAAAGAUCCAAGUUCAUCAAGUUUACGACUGUUGAUAAGAUACAGUUUUUCCUUCAGUUACCAGACAACGAAGUCUUUAGUGGCCUCAUAGUGCCUCUUAUCAGCCCGUCACUCUGGCUCGUAACAUUCAACGUUGCUUAAAAUAUCUGGAAUAAUCUGCGUCUAACAGUAUCAACUAGAACCGCUGCAUCUAAGUUAUCUGUGUGGUCGUAAUGGCGACUUAUUACAGUAUUUGUGAACCACAGUGGGUCAACAAUUGUAGGUCAUAUAUGUCCUUAUCAUCUGGUUUAUAAGGUUAAUAUGGUCGAGAUAUUAUCAGUGAAUAGUAACGACAUAUUAUGGUGAUGUUUAUUACGCACCAGAGGACACUAUCCUGAUCAGUAUAUCAUGGGUUGUGGCCAAGAUGAAACAAUCGUCUCAGAAGACACUACUUGUUAACACCUUUCAUGUGUUCUACCGAGGCUCAAGUUUCUCUUACUUACAUUUAAAGUUUUAUAAAUAACACAACGCAAAAAGAUUUUAUCGUCCCGGAAAAUAUAUAUAUUAUGUCUUGUGUUGAACACGUAGCAGGCUAAAGUUGGCGGUCAUGUUCCUCUCUUACCCCGGGUUAAGUAAAGCUGUCAGCUUGAAACAGUCUUUCUCUCUGCAGCUGGAAUUUAUCUCAACAUUUUCUCUGCACACUAGUAACAUGUAGAACAUUUUUAUUCUCUUUCUUACAUAAAACAAAUUACUAUAAUUAAGAUAGUUCGCUGAUGGUAUGUGAUGAGUCCUGUGUUAGCUACAUAAGAACUAUGUAUCAGCCCCAGCGAAGCUUGUGCUGGCUGAAGCAGAUGAGACCUCAACUCAAGAAGUUAAUGAUACAAAGGUCACAUUCAGUGACAAACGUUUGACCUACUUUAUAUUAUUCCAUAGUCCAUUGUAACCCUUUAUAUUCAUGACACUGAGAACAAAACAAAACAUAAUGAAGCACAACAUCGUAUGAACAAACACACUCCAGAUAAAGUAACAUCAUUGUUUCUUUAUUACAGCUAAUAUUAGUAACAUAUACAGUAAUGUUUGGAGUCGUCAGUACUUUGGCACCUCUCACUCUGCCGCAGCCCUCCACCAUACUCAUACACCUCAAGCUGUCGCAGAGUACAUAACAUUAAAGUUUCACAUGAUAUUAACGUCACACAACAUGUCUCAAUAUCUGAAGCUGUACAGUAAACACUCAACACUUAACGGUGUUGAAGAAGACACGGAAAAUAUCGUACACCAACACCUGUUACUGUAACUAGGUGUGUUAGGAGCUCGGUGUGUAGCACCAGGGCCAUUUUGUGUAUGAUAGGAACUUAAUAUGAGUGAUGGGACCUUAAUUAGCAGUGUGUCAGUGACGUGAGUUACCUGACAACUUACAGGUGUGUUUGGUGAUAAUGACUAACUGUAUACACUGUGUUAACCACAUUUAGUUUAUAAUGUGGUACAGGUCCACACAGCCUCCAGGAUACAGUGACUGUCGUGUUGUGUCUUGUGGACCCUUGUGGUGGCCACUAUGGCACCAUUGUAACUUAGUGUUGUGUAUUAUAGUAAUUCUAGUCAAUAGAUUUAUGCCAUAGUUAGAACACUGUAUAAUAUAUAUGAUGGGUUUAGUA
This is a messenger RNA of Homarus americanus (American lobster), 3087 nucleotides long. RefSeq names its product pancreas transcription factor 1 subunit alpha-like. The record is from RefSeq and is a predicted model, not a curated record. The transcript is spliced from 2 exons. Lineage: Eukaryota; Metazoa; Arthropoda; Malacostraca; Decapoda; Nephropidae. Bases 333 to 1013 code for a protein of 226 amino acids. Gene Ontology annotation, molecular function: protein dimerization activity.